AUGGAGCUAUUGGAUGUGGUUCUCUUGAUCCUUGUUGGGGCCUUUUGGGGGUGCACCAAUCCGCUGCUGAGAAAAGGAGCGUCUGAUGCUGGGUCAAUAAAAGAGGAAGCCGCUUCUACCAACGACCAUUCCUUGCUCGAUACACUCCAAGCUUCGGCCAAAAAGUUUAUCAAUGUCCGUGUGUGGUUGCCCUAUGCCAUGAAUCAGUUUGGUUCUGUUCUGUUUUAUGUGGCACUGUCUCGAUCCGACUUGACUCUUGCCGUUCCCGUCUGCAAUGCUCUGGCACUGGUAUUCUCUAUGGCCACGAGCUUUGCGUUGGGAGAACGAGUGGAUCGGCCCCUUCGCGCCGUGGCUGGAUCGGCAUUGGUCAUGACAGGAGUUGGAAUCUGUUUGCAUUCCAGAGAAGGUUCAACAUCAGAUGGCACCAAAGACGCCGAAACGAGAAAUUGA
Seminavis robusta is the source of this 450-nucleotide messenger RNA. NCBI's taxonomy places the organism in Eukaryota, Bacillariophyta, Bacillariophyceae, Naviculales, Naviculaceae. The record is from the annotation of a GenBank genome assembly.